AUGCCGCCAAAAGCUGCCUCCGCCACCGCCGCCUCCAAAAGCCGCCUACGCCACCUCCGCCUCCAAAAGCCGCCACUGCCACCGCCGCCACAAGACAGCCCGAGCUUCGUAUUCGAUAACCCCCAAGUACCCCCAGAUGUGACCCCAGUAGAACCCCCCGAUGUGACCCCAGUAGAACCCCGAUCCCUUAAUCUAGAGCCCUCAGCCAAGGACCCUCAGAGACCUCAACUUCGUCAGGAUGUCACCACCAGGUCCUACCAGUUGUUGGCCCGGCCCAUCACCCUGCAGACACGCCUCUCAUCUUGUAGACACGCCCCUCAUCCUGUAGGCACGCCCCUCACCCCGUAG
This is a messenger RNA of Homarus americanus (American lobster), 348 nucleotides long. RefSeq lists its product as uncharacterized. NCBI's taxonomy places the organism in Eukaryota, Metazoa, Arthropoda, Malacostraca, Decapoda, Nephropidae. The transcript is spliced from 3 exons. The coding region runs from base 1 to 348 and encodes 115 amino acids. The record is from RefSeq and is a predicted model, not a curated record.